This is a messenger RNA of Closterium sp. NIES-67, 5980 nucleotides long. The record is from the annotation of a GenBank genome assembly. Lineage: Eukaryota; Viridiplantae; Streptophyta; Zygnematophyceae; Desmidiales; Closteriaceae.
UUCGCCGAUCUCUCAGACCGCCGUCAUACAGUUCUUAGUAUCUCGCUUUGCUUCCUGGCUUCCGCUUAUUUUAGGACUUAUUGAUGCCGACGUCCUUUUUGCAUCUCGCUUACUGGAGCUAACCUGGCGAUCUGACAGCGUUCUAACAUUCAGAUGCGACGCAAGCACGGGGUUGCAAUGAAGAGCCGAGGAAGAAAUGAAAAGGAAGGUGCGAUGCCCGCCGGAACCAUCGCUCGGACCGAGUGCAAUGGGCGACGGUGGUCCCAUCAACGGCCGCAAGAAGGCCAAGGCGAGAUCGGACGGUACAGAAGACGGUACCUUGCUUUUGGGAGACGGCGUGUCAGCUGUGAAGCGAUCAGCUUGCAGCAACUGUUCUGUGCUCCAGCAGAGGCUCGACAAGGCGGAAGAAGGUAGGAGGAAGCUUCGCGAGGCGAUUGGGCUAUUGAGGGAUCGGAUCGAGGAGCUAACGCAGACCGUCUCCACUCUCCAGCAGGACAUACGACAGCAGCGCGAGGAGAAUGACGAGUUCCGGCAACGGGUGGAGCAGGCAGAAGGACGGGCAGACGAGGAGUGUCUACGGGCAGUCAAAGAAGCUCGCCGGGCGGCUGACGCGUCGGACGAAGCAACGCGGGAGCGAGGGAGGGCAGAGGAAUACUGCGCACGGGUGAAGCGCUUAGAGCGAGAAUUAGCGGUGCUGCGAACGCGGGUAGGACGAGACGAGAAUGAUAGGAGUGUUGACGUAGAGGGAAGAGGAGAUUCGGGGAGGUUGAAACCGGUCUCGACCGGGCGAGAGCCGUGUUUAGCUGGUGAUGUGGUGGGGAAGGAGCGGGGCGACGUGCGAGACGGAGAACGCAGCGGUUGUAGCGGCGGAACAAGUGGAAGUGGAUGCAGAAGCAGCGGCGGCGGGGCGACGAGUGGAAGCAGUCGCGGCGGCGACUCGGAUAGCGAAGCCGCCUCGCAGCGGAAAGGCGGGGCGGAAAGAGCGGGCGACGGCGAGGAGAGUAGCAGUGAGGAGAGCGAUAGUGAUGAUGGGGGGAGUGACAGCGACGGGAGCGAGAGCGACGAAGAGGCGAGGGGCGAGGAGGGAAAGAUGGAUGGGGAGGAGGAGGAGAAGGAGGAGGAGGAAGAGAUCGAUGUGGAGGGGUGUGAUGGGGACGCACGACUCGUGCGAGAGGAGGUCGAGACGCCGCCAGGGGAAGCCAUGCGAGUAGACGUUAUUCGAGCGGAACUGAUUAGAUCGGUGCCCACGGGCGCAGAUAGAAUAGAGUUAGAACCCGUUGUGGAGGGUGCGGGUAAUAGAAAAGGGUCGCCAUCGCCGCCGACGUUCGAGAGUUUAAGGGGUCGGCCGGAGUUGCUCGGGCGUUCGUGUGGGGAGAAGAGGGAGGAGGAGGAGCGGGAUGAUUUGGGCAAGUUGGAAGUGAUAGAACUGGGAGGGUGGAGUGCGGGGGGGGGAAGGGCAACGGGAGGAGAGCUCAGGACGGGUGGCGAUGGCGUGGAGGGGAUGGGGGUGGCUGAUGAAGCGGAAGACGGAAGAAUGGCGACGCACGCAAGAAAGGACGAGUUACGUGCGGGUGGGAAAUUGAAAGCAGCCGAUGCAAGGGAUGCGACUCAAGCAGAUGUGACUGAAGCGGAUGUGACUGAAUCAGAUGUGCCUGAAGCAGAUGUGACUAAAGCAGGUGCAAGGGAUGUGAGGGAGAUUGACAAGUUGCGAGCGGGUGGUGAAGGGAGGGACGCAAAUGUAGCGGAGGAGACUAUAACGCGUGCUGCUGCAGCUCCAGCAAGCACCGGCAGGCUGUUGCGCGGUGACGCAAUGGGGCAUGGUGAGGGAGAAGCGGGGGAGCAGUUGUUGCAGCAAGUGGACACAAGCGCGGAUAGCGCCACAGAGCAGAUGCGCGAUUGUGCUGCUGCUGUUGAUGCUGCUGCUGCUAUGGCUGAUACCCUAGAACCUGAUGCUAAUUCAGCUGCCGCUAUCGCAAUCCCUACGUCUCCUGCUGUGUAUCCCGCGACUGCUGAUGCGGCUAGUGCUAAUGCCACUGCUGCCGCUGCCGCUGCCACUACUGCCACUGCUGCUGCUGCUGCUGCUGCUACAGUCCGGGAUGCUGCCGUUGCUGCUGCCACCGCUGCAGCUGACGUUGAACCUAGCUGUGCUGCUGUAACUGCCACGUCCCCUCGUCCUGCCGCCACCGCUGAUACCGCCGCCACUCUUGCUGUGUCCCUUUCUCAUGGCGGCGGCUGGGGUACUGAGAGCGCUCAGAAGACGGGGCGAGCAGGCAGCGCGUGUAGCCUGCGAGCAGUGAAACGCCUCGCCAGGAAGCGAGGGCCACACGCCCUCUCCGUGAAGCCGCCGUUGGUCCCCCUCAUGCCUGCGCCCUCUACACCUGCGCCCUCUACACCUGCGCCCUCUACACCUGCGCCCACUACGCCUGCGCCCUCUACACCUGCGCCCUCUACGUCUGCGCCCUCUACACCUGCGCUUCUUGCACCUGCGCCGUUACCACGUGUGGGGGGAACCGCUGCCACCCCCACUGAGACAAUAGAGGCCUGCAUGGGCGAGCACAUGGGUACUGCAGAGCGUGUGGGUGCCGGGGUGGCUGAAGCAGCUAUGCUGGGGAGCUGCGAGGGAGGACGUGGGGCGGCAGGGGCAGAUGAGGGACGGAAAGAGGAGGGGAGCGUAAGGGGCAGAAAGCGAAAGGAGGUGGGGGCUUCUGACGGGUCUCCGCUGGCGCAUGUGCUGGCAGCAGCUCAAGCGCCAAUGGAAGCGCAUGCGGUUGCACAGGCGCCGGGAGCAAAGGGAUCGGUGGCAGUAGAGAGAGCGGUAAUGGAGGAACCGCCGCUGGACGAUGUGCGCUCGUUCUUUGCGUCGCUCUGCUUCCCCCUGCCGUGCUCCCCGCGUGCCGCCACCCCGCCGCUGCCACUCUCUGCAUGCCAGGAGCUCAUUCGGCCUUGCAGAGAACGCAAGGACCAGCAGCCGCAGCAACAGCAGCCGCAGGAGCAGGAGUCGCAGCAGCAGCAGCCGGCAGCGCAGCAAGAGAAGAAGGGGUAUAGCAUGCCCACCGUGUCCAUGCCAGCUCCGCUUCCCCUGGGCCCUCUCCCCCCUCUACUCCACCUGCCGUCCGUGCACCACCUGCACGCUCCGCGGUUGCCCGCGCUCGUUGCCCCUGGCCACACCGCCCCCCGCAUGGACCAUCGCAAUGCCCCACAUGGGGGCCACACCCCGUCCAGCACGCAUGGCAGCUGCACUGCCACAGUCACUGCCAUUGCCACUACCACUACCACUGCUGCUGUUGCUGCUGGGGGCAAUGCUGGUGCUGGUGUUAGUGGUAAAGCAGGUGUUAGUGCCAGUGCUGCAGCCAGUGGUGCCAGUGGCGGCAGUGGCGGCAGCAGCACUGCAGGCAGCAUGGCCACUGCCGUCCCCGCGCAUGCUAUACUUUCUGCCGUAUGCCCCAUGGCAGCCCCCCCCUCAGGCUCGUCGCACUCCCUCUCAGCCACCCACCCCCCUCCUCUCGCUGUUCCCGCGUCCCCUCCCUCUGUUGCUGGCGCAAGCGCAUCCCUCCGCGAUGCCUCUGCGAGCCAUGGUUGCUGUGGCGAGCACAUGCACGCACACGGGCGCAUGCAGACGAGAGCGCAGACGGAGGAGGAUAUGGCAGCGGCGGCGGAGGAGAAGGAAGCGCGGGGCAGCUCGUGCGGCGAGGGUGUGGCGGCGCUGCUUGGCCAUCUGGCUGCUCUGGGGGACCUGGGGGAUGGUGGCGCGGGGAGGGGUAGGGGCUUCAGUGAACGGGACGGAGGCAGGGGGAAGGCGGGAGAGAGGGGGCAGGGUGGAGGAAGAGGGAGACGAGGAGGCGAAGUGGGGCGCGGCAGUGCGUUGGAGAGACGAGCAUCGGGGAAGAAGGGGCAGUGGUGGGUGGACGUUGGAGGGGCAACGGAUGGGCGCGAGGACAGUGCAACGAGGGCUGCUGCUGCUGCUAGUCUCACGCACGGGCUCGCCCCUGCCUCUGCAUCCCUCCCUGCUGCUCUCUCCCUCAUUUCACGCUCCUCCGUGUCCGCACCUGCCAUCCAGAUCGCCCACCCCAAUACGCCCCUGCUUCCCAAUACUGCUGCUCUAUCCCCUGCGGCUCCCCCUUCCCUUGCGCUUCCCCCUGCGCCGGGCUCAGGCGCGGAUACGGGAUCAGCGCGCGUGGCAGGGGGGGUGGGUGGUGGCGCUGGUAGCGGCAUUGCAAGGGCGCGGUCAAUGGGGGGCGGGCAGAUGGUGGUGGCGGCAGGGGUGGCAGCAGCGGUGGCGGUGAGGGAGGUGGAGAGGCGAGUGCAGGAGCGACGCCAGCGCGUGCUGAGGCGAUUGCGGAGGGGGUUGAAGCGAGGAGGGGAGGGCGUGGGAAGGGGAGGUGGGGGGUUUAGAGGAGCACUAGGCACCGCAGCCAGGAGAGGAGGGGCAGGGGGAGGGGUAGGAGGAGAAGCAUGGGGAGGUAGAACUGGCAGAGGCGAUGGUGGUGGGGGUGCUUUCUGUCAGGCGCUUCUUGCCUGUUCCAUGUCGGCCGGUGCCCUGCCUGCUGACGCCACCACAGCAGCACCUGCACAACCAUCACCAACCGCCGCUGCUGCUGCUGCUGCUGCCGCUGCUGUCGCACCUGUCUUGCCGUCUGCUGGGUCCUGUCCUGAAAGCUCAACUGCUGCUCUCCCACCGUCUGCAGCUGCCAGUCUUGCUCCGAUGUCCGCCCCUCCCCACACGUCUGCGCCUGCACCUAUAUCUGUGGCGGACGCAUUGGCAGCAGCCAAGGCAGUGCAGAGGGAGCGGCAGGCGCGAGGGCAGGGGUGGGUGGGUGCAGGCGACAGGGCAUCAGAGGGCAGGGGGGGGGGGUGCAGCAACAGGGUGCGACUGGGCACUGGCCAGGUGGGAGAGCAGUGCAGUGAGCACGUGAGAGGGGCACCUUGGAGUGGUCUGGACGUGCUUGAAUGCGCUACCAUGGCCUCUACUGCGCCCCACACCAGCACUCCCACCAUGCGCGGGUGCUCUGCUAGGAGAGGGCUUGCAUGGGCGCAGGCAGCAAUUGGGCCUGGAAGGGGGGUGGUCAGUGGCAAGGGGAGCAGCAGCGGCGGCAGCAGUGGCGUGUGGAGUGAAGCGGGGUGCUGGGAGGGCCGGGAUGGGUACUGUAAUGAGGGCUCUUGGUUGGGGAGCGACGGUGGGGGGUGGGAGAGUGACGUGGACAGUGGAUGGGAGAGUGAGGGGGGAGGGGUGGAGGUGCGAGGAGGGUAUGGGCAGUGGAAGGGGCGAGAUGAGAAUACUUGGUGGACAUCCAGUCUCCCUCCUUCCCCCACGCCCCCGUCACCCACCCCGCGUUACCCCAAUCCUCCAUCCCCCACUCCCCCAUCCCCCUCACGGCAUGUGUUCCCCACACCGCAAGUAUGACACUCGCCUGCUGUAGUCUCAGCGCCCUGCGCCCUCUCGGCGUGCCGUGCCGCCAGUGUGGCCAUCUGCAUGCAGCCCUGCUCCGCUACUGCACUCGGUUGCUGGCCUCCACCCUGCUGCUGCACUUGCCGCCCCAAGUCCCUGCCUUGUGUCAUCCCCCUGCCUCGUCUGCUCGCUGCUGCCUGUGUGUCUCUGGAGGAGGGGCGCCAUCACCAGCACCAGCACCGAGAGCUAGAUUGGGGCGCGGACGAGGGAGAGAGUGCCCUGGCGCCUGUUCUGCUGCCUGCGGGAUGGUUGGUUGGAUGGGCGUGUUGGUUGGAUCGCUGGGCGAAUGGCCCAGCCAGUGGGUUGCCGGGCCAAGGUCUUGACACGCCUCAGACCAGGUGUGUGGUUUGGUUGCCCCACCAGGGCAGUGUUGCGCGAGGGCAGUUUUGUGGGGAGCAUACUCCCCUGAGUGUGAGGCAGGUAGGUUUUGCUAUUUGGAACAGUGGUGUACCGUGUACGGGAGGCAGAACUAGUGCUUUGGCCCAGAGCUGUGCGUUGGUUGGUGUACUAGGUUAAUGAAGCGGGUGCUUUGAU